CGUUCAAUCCCAGCCUGUCGCAGGCUGGUUCAUGAACUGUCAAGCGGUGUCUUUCGGUUCGGUUCAUUGAUUUCAGUUCGGGAGACUUUUUCUUUUCGCCUUUUUCGCUAUUUUUCUCCGUCGGCGGCUGUGUCACAGCAGCCCAAGGUUCACAUGCGGUUACGGGAGCAGCGAUUUCGUGCGUAAAGUGAAAAUUAUGUCCAACGGGGCUGCUGGUGGCCCGUGCCAUCGCUCGGUGGUGUUGUGUACGGUGCACCGUGUUUAGUAACCCGCCGUCCGUGUGCAGCGUCCACCCGCACCUCGCGGGCCGACCGUGUGCCACCACACCUCGCUCUCGAAGCUACUACAAUGACUAUCGUUUCGGAAGGCUGCUGCUCCUUGCGCACUACAACAAGCAACGAAGAAAAAUAAGCGAAUGCAGGCAGGAGCGUGAAGAUGUCGGCUGUUAUGCCCGGGACCGGUUAAAGGGCGUCCCUAAGGAGGCGAAUUAAGAAUAAAAAAACGAAUAAGCGAACGAAUACAGCAACGCAGCAACAACAAAACCAGCAAACAGCUGGGAAAGGAGGGGACGACGCGCCCCUGUGCAUCGCGGAAAAACCGGUGUUUGUGGGGGUGUAGAAAGGAGAGAGAGAGAGAGAGAGAAGCUAUUUACAUAAACAAUUCCCUGGCUAUUAGCGGUGGGUGGGUGGCGAGACACCGUUUUGGGGUGCUGCAGGACGAACGCACGACAUUUUCGCCUGUACGAUAAUGUUACGUCGAAAUGGAGCACCCUCCACCGGGAGGUCAUAUGGCCUCUCGGCAGCAGCAGCAGCAGCAGCAGCAGCACCUGCAGUGGCCGGAGCAGCAGCAGCAGCAGUGGCCGCGUCACCCGGAAGCACCCGAAAAGCAAUCGUUGAAAUGCAUACACAAUUCGUCACUACCGUCGCCAAGCGAGCGCAUAACGUUUUGUUGUCCCGAUGUACAAAGCAGCAGCAGCAGCACCAGUGGUGGUGUUAGUAAGCACCAGCAGCAAAGCAAUAGUGGAAACAGCAGCAAUAAUAGACCACCGUCGUCACCAUCGCCAACGACUGAGCCGAGCACGUGCUCUUCGACCUUUUCCUCGUACGCCUUACGCACGAGAUCAUCGAACAGGCCGGCAGCAUCACUAGCGGGUCCUUGGAGCACCCAGGAUCGGAGUGGAUCGACCGAUUCCGGCUCCGACACCGAAGCAAUAAUUACAAAACUCUCUGCAGAGUGCAGAACCAGAGCAAAAACAGUAGCAUCAGCGGCGGGACUACCGCCUAGUUGUGUCGACGGGACGAUGCAGCGCCACCGGAAGAAGGACCGCUCGGAGCGGAACGCUCCACCGACCAUACAGAAGUAUCUGCAGUUUGCGGGCGGGGGUUCGGCGGCCGGCGGUGUCCCAAACGCACCCGGGCUGGUGCCGGCAAACGAAAACCUCUACCAACCGUGCGGCGGCGUCAACCUUUCCACCGUCAUCGAUGUCGACGUUGUCGGCCUGAAGUCGGCGGUCGCUUCCUCGCCGCUGGAUGAAGCGACGCGCACCGGCACGGCCGCCAAGGCGUGCUGCCGGAAGGGGAGCGAUCAGCGAACCAGCAACAACUGCUACCCGGAGGACAAUCCCGACAGCAUCGAGCUGUACCGGGACAAACAGCAGCAGCAGCAGCUGCAGCAACAGGGAGGAAUCUCACACGCACCAAACAUGCGGAUGGAUCUGGCGGACCAAUGUACCGGUAUAGGUGGUCCAUGUCAUCAGUAUCGUAGCAAGUGGGCUUGUGGUGCCGCCGAUGGGGGGUUUAGUGCCUUCCCGGGGGAACCUUCCUCGGAGCUGGGUAAUCUUGCCAGCGGCGGUCAGCCGCCCCCCAACAACCACCACCACCAGCACCAGCACCACAACCACCGCCAGCAGCGUCUCGGGAGUGACGGCACGACGUCGUGCGCGUCCGACCCGGCGACCUCGGGCUCGUCGGGCGUCGGAAGUGCCGAGUACUCGUACGCCUACUGCGAACCGAUACUACUACAGCGACCCCUGGCGGCGGCGACGGCGGAUGGUUCACCAAUGGCGGGGCUCUCCGGGCCACCGCCCGCGGCCUCGUCCGCGUACUGCGUGCCGGUCUAUCACCACCAUCAGCCGCCCGCGUUGCCCUUGCCCCUGCAGCCACCCCUGGCGCGGUCGUCGAUGCGGGGUGGUGGUGUUGGUGGUGGCUUCCCGUCGGCGUCGUCGUCGUCGUCGUCGUCUAAGGUAGUUCCUUCGUACGUGGCGCGCAGUGUGGGCACCACUAUGCACCAUCACCAUCACCACCAUCAUCACAACUACACGCUGCCGAACAGCGCCAUCGGCAAGGGUGUAACGGCGGCGACGGCGGGGGCGGCGGCGACGACAACGACGACGACGACGGGCUCACUGCGUGCCUUAUUUACCAACUUCUUCCGGAAGUCAGCGUCGUCGUCGUCGUCAUCCUCAUCGUCGUCGUCCGGGGCGAUGCUGAACGCCGCCUUCUCCUCGACACCGCCGUUUCUCGAUGCCGCCCUUGGUGCAGGAGGGGGCGGGGUGGACAACAGCAUGCACCACCGUUUAGUCGGGCCUCCGCCACCACCGCCACCACCACCCGAGCGCCAUUCCUUUACCACCUGCUACGGUACGAAGGAGAACAUCUACGAGGAUAUCGGGUCGCAGUCGGCCCUCCAACAAUCCUUGCCAUCGGGAGCCGGUGCAGCGGCGGCGGCCUCGGCGGCGACGAACACGACGACGACCACGGUGGCGACGGCGAGCACCACACCAACACCGCCGUCCGCGAGUGUGAGCACGCCGCCACCACCGCCACCCUUGCCACCGGCUGGCAGCGCCGCCGCCAGUCCCGUCAACAACAACUCGGUGGCCGCCGAGUGGCAGCGGGUGCAGGUGCAGCACGAGCGCAUCAUCGGCGAGCUGAAUCUGUCCGUCGAGCGGCUCAUCAUGCCUUCGUACGACGACGAACACUGCUGCCCGGACCAGCAGCAGCAGGCGAACCAGGAGCUGUCCUACCAAGCACCAGCACCAGUCCACCGUGUCGUUGCCAGUGGGGGGAUCGGAGCCGGGGGCAGUCCGUCAAGUCCCACCGUACUGAAACGCCCUCAUUUCAUAACGGCACCAGCGCCACCGCCGGGCGCAGCGUCCACCUCGCUGGUGGUGGUGGAACGCCACUCGCCCACCAUCUCGUACGGCAAGUCGUACGGCGACGUGGACAGCGGCAUCAGUAGCAGCAGCACGAGCGGCACCAGCUACUCCAGCAGUAUCCUCUACCGCAGCAUCACCAACUACCACCAGCAGCCGGACGCUUCCUCGACGUCGACGUCCCAAGGUGGUGGGGGGACCCAACCCCAUCGGAAGCUGCCAAUGUUCGGUCUACGCACCGCUCCGCUGGGGGCACUAACACUGCCCGGCGCGCGGGUCACCACCACCACCGGUAGCCACUUUCUGCACCCGUCAACAUCGUCGUCGUCGGCGACGGCGAUGGCGGCUCACUCCUCCACUCACUCCGCCGGGGGGAUGAUGAACGUGACGAACGCACCGGAUCCACCGCCACCACCGGAUACGGUCGCCUCCUGCUGCUUCUUCACCGAGCAUCAUCGUCACCAGCAACCUGCACCUCCGGUCGGCUACCCGCCAACAACGACGCACUGGAGCACCAUCGGUAGCCAAGGGGCGGGUCAGUUUGGGCCCGCAUUCGGCGCACCCUCCACCCGCUCGUCCGAGCGAGGCAACGGUGGUAGCAGCGGUAAUUUUUGGAAUCGCUUCCGACGACUCCAUGGACGGUUGACAUCCACCACCUCCGGAAAGCAGCAACAACAGCAGCAACAGCAGCAGCAGCAGCAGCAGCACCAGUUGCAAUAUCACCAUCAGCAGGAAUUCGGCAUGGGGGGAGGAGAGCUGGAUGAUUUUGGGCACCAAUUUUGGCACCAGUAUCCGCAGCAUCCGCAAGGUCACCACCACCAUCAGCACCAGUAUUACCACAGCCGGCCGGUGCACGCACACCAUCCGGCGAUCUCACUCCAAGCGGCGCUCCAGCACCGAGACUUCCGCUACCCAUCGGCAUCGUCGUCCAGCACCGACGUCCAGCACCACCACCACCAACAACAGCGAGGUACCUUAUCUUCGCCUUCGCCGCGUGCCGAUUCCACUUUCGUCGCCGCCGGAAUGUUCACCCAGCAGGAGGAAGACGAUGCCCACGACGAUGGCGAGCAGGAGAACCGAUCGGAGCAGCAGCAGGUGGUGAUGAAGGACAGCGAACAGCAGCAGCAGGCCGUGCAGGAAGCGCCAAAGCCGGAAGCACCGCGAUCGCACUCACCCUCUUCGCCGUCGCCAUCGUCCUCGUCGUCCGGGUCACGCUCGUCGGCAUCGAUCGGUUCGUCCGCCGGUUGCUCCUCCGACGACGGCACGUCACCGGCCGGCUCGUCCUCCAACUCUCCGUCGCCAGUGGCCAAAAAGGCAGCAGCUGCAGCUGCUGCUGGACACAACUAGAGAAGUUGAUCCAACCAGAGCCACCAACAAACAAACCAACCAACCAACCAACCCAUCCGACCAGCGCCCAUAGAGUGUGUGUGUGUCUGUGUGCACCACCAUUCCGUCCGUCCGUGUAGCGAUCCACGAAUUUUAACGCAUUUUAACCAUCGGUGUUGUAGAAGUGUAAUUAAAAAGGGCAAACCGGAAAAAAGUAGGAAGGAAUGCCAGCUUGUUUUUAAACCACACAGCAUUUCUACGCCAGGGAAGGAAGCGACAGUUGCUGCCAAACGUGUGCCAACUCCGAAGCUAUCGGGACAAUGUUCGAACUGGAAGCACACGCACAUAUAUAUACACACACACACACAUACACCGAUCGUCGUGUUAUUCAUGGAGGAUGCGUGCGCGAUUGCCUUUCGAAUUUUUGGUUGUACCACACUCGCGGAACAGAACAGAACGUUGUGUCCAAAACGUUCUUUGCCAUUGUGGCACUUUGUUUAUUUUGUUUACCGCAUAUAGUGUGUGUACGUGUGUGUGUGUGUGUACCGUUGACGUGGUUUUAAAAACUAGACGAAACAGGAAAUAGGAAUAUACAUGUUAUAAGCGAACAAACAUAUUAGUGGUGUAGAAAUUCAAGGAAUGAAAAAGGAUCAGAGAGCGAGAGAGAGAGAGAGAGAGAGAGAGAGAGAAGGCGAAAAAAAGAGAGAAGGGCAAGAAAAGAAAGUGGAGAAGAAAAAAACAAACAUUUACUGUGAUCUGCGCAGCGUUUUUCGAAUUACACAGGAUUAUUAUUACUUUUACAAUUAUAAUUACGAUUAUAAAUUAACACAAUAAUUAUAUUAUAUACAUACAUAUAUGAAUAUAUAUAUAUAUACAUAAGACGUAGAAGAAAAUUAUUAACUGGUCCCAACCUUCCACUAAAGUAGCGCAGAGUCACGGCCGUAUUACGAUGCGUUGUAUUGAAAUAUGUCUAUGAUGUAGAGAGAGAGCUAGACAGCAUUGCGCAUCGAUUAAAUUUUUACAGGAAGCAAAAGCCCAACAAUUGUUUUAGAAGAGUAAGGCUGACGAAGUAGCAUAGCGUGAAUUACUGCUGAGCCUAUUACACGUGCAAGAACAAAACAAGAAGCAAACAAAAACGAACAAACACAAAACGCGUUAUAUUAGACUGAGAUGAGGAAAAGGAAGUGAUGGCGUGUCGAUAAUGGAAGGCAUGUUUUUAAAACCCAUUAUUAUUUUACUGCUUUCGUUUUCAAGAAACGUAGCAUUUUCUUGUGUUUCCGGUUUGUGGAUAAAGCGACCACCCAACCCACCCUGUAGCAUUUUCUUCUUGUUUGGUGCUUCGGUGUUGUAGGGCUUUCGUAAGGCAGAUUCAGUCCUGCGAAUUGUCAAACUGCACAGCGUGCAACAAAACAACAAACACAGAGACAUAACACAGCAAGAAAAUAUAGCCAUACAGCAUUUGUUCAUUUUGUUUUAAGGUGUGCAAGCACGCGCCCGAGAUUACAUUGGAGUUAUCUCGAGCGAGGCAAGCACACAGAUGCAUGCAUGCAUUUACACGAAAUACUAUCGAUUUGUGCGUCUAGGUUUUAAGCAGGGCAGUGGGAGAGCAGAGACGCGAAUCCGGCUGCCGGACAUACAUUUUCUAGGGAUUAAUGCGUGCGAUAUACGACUAUAUACGACACACAAAGGGUCGGAGAAAUAAAGA
Anopheles coustani is the source of this 6185-nucleotide messenger RNA. Its product is annotated as nuclear pore complex protein DDB_G0274915-like. Lineage: Eukaryota; Metazoa; Arthropoda; Insecta; Diptera; Culicidae. The record is from RefSeq and is a predicted model, not a curated record. The transcript has 3 exons. The coding region runs from base 761 to 4501 and encodes 1246 amino acids.